Molecule: messenger RNA, 2628 nt
Organism: Brachypodium distachyon (stiff brome)
Lineage: Eukaryota; Viridiplantae; Streptophyta; Magnoliopsida; Poales; Poaceae
Product: phenylalanine ammonia-lyase
Exons: 2
Coding region: 186-2339 (717 amino acids)
Biological process (GO): L-phenylalanine catabolic process
Cellular component (GO): cytoplasm
Molecular function (GO): ammonia-lyase activity
Source: RefSeq, a predicted model, not a curated record
CUAUUCUCCAAGAAGAGCUUCCAGCUUCUCCUCGAGCUCUUCUUCCACAACUAAAUCGUACGAUAAUUACUUGUACCCAUAAGUAGCCGCUACUAAUCACUACUUUCCUUCCCCGCCUUCCGGUCCCGUGCGUUUCCUUCCAUUUUGUUCCUUCUCCUCGAUCCGGACUGCUCUCCUCCCUCGCAAUGGAGUGCGAGAACGGGCUCGUGGGCUCCCUCAACGGCGAGGGCCUGUGCAUGUCGGCGCCGCCGCGGGCCGCCGCCGACCCGCUCAACUGGGCCAAGACCGCGGAGGAGCUCGCCGGGAGCCACCUGGAGGAGGUGAAGAAGAUGGUGGCGCAGUUCCGCAUGCCGCUGGUGAAGAUCGAGGGCGCCACGCUCGGGAUCGCGCAGGUGGCCGCCGUGGCCGCCGGCGCCGGCGAGGCCAGGGUGGAGCUCGACGAGUCCGCCCGCGGCCGCGUCAAGGAGAGCAGCGACUGGGUCAUGAACAGCAUGAUGAACGGCACCGACAGCUACGGCGUCACCACCGGCUUCGGGGCCACCUCCCACCGCCGCACCAAGGAGGGCGGCGCGCUCCAGAGGGAGCUCAUCAGGUUCCUGAACGCCGGCGCCUUUGGAACUGGCACGGACGGACACGUUCUGCCGGCCGAGGCAACCCGCGCGGCUAUGCUCGUCCGCAUCAACACCCUGCUCCAGGGUUACUCCGGCAUCCGCUUCGAGAUCCUUGAGGCCAUCACCAAGCUGCUCAAUGCCAAUGUCACGCCAUGCCUGCCGCUCCGGGGCACGAUCACCGCUUCCGGUGACCUUGUGCCGCUGUCCUACAUUGCUGGCCUCAUCACCGGUCGCCAAAACUCUGUUGCGGUGGCCCCUGAUGGCAGCAAAGUGAGCGCUGCUGAGGCAUUCAAGAUCGCCGGCAUUGAGCAUGGGUUCUUCGAGUUGCAGCCCAAGGAAGGCCUUGCCAUGGUGAACGGCACGGCCGUGGGCUCUGGUCUUGCAUCGACCGUGCUGUUUGAGGCGAACAUUCAGGCUAUCCUUGCUGAGGUCCUGUCUGCCGUGUUCUGCGAGGUCAUGACCGGCAAGCCGGAGUUCACCGACCACCUGACCCACAAGCUGAAGCACCACCCUGGACAGAUUGAGGCGGCUGCAAUCAUGGAGCACAUCUUGGAAGGAAGCUCCUACAUGAAGGAGGCAAAGAAGCAAGGCGAGCUCGACCCAUUGAUGAAGCCAAAGCAGGACCGGUACGCGCUCCGCACAUCACCGCAAUGGCUCGGGCCCCAGAUCGAAGUCAUUCGCUUUGCCACCAAGUCAAUUGAGCGUGAGAUCAACUCUGUCAACGACAACCCGCUCAUCGAUGUCUCCCGUGGCAAGGCGAUCCACGGUGGUAACUUCCAGGGCACCCCCAUCGGUGUCUCCAUGGACAACACCCGUCUUGCCAUUGCUGCUAUUGGCAAGCUGAUGUUCGCGCAGUUCUCAGAGCUGGUGAACGACUUCUACAACAAUGGCCUGCCGUCCAACCUGUCCGGUGGCCGCAACCCGAGCUUGGACUACGGCUUCAAGGGCGCAGAGAUCGCCAUGGCUUCCUACUGCUCUGAGCUGCAGUUCUUGGGCAACCCGGUGACCAACCACGUCCAGAGCGCGGAGCAGCACAACCAGGACGUGAACUCACUUGGCCUCAUCUCAUCCAGGAAGACUGCCGAGGCCAUCGACAUCCUGAAGAUCAUGUCCUCCACGUUCUUGAUUGCUCUGUGCCAGGCCAUUGACCUUCGCCACCUCGAGGAGAACAUGAAGACAGCGGUGAGGAACUGCGUGAUGCAGGUGGCCAAGAAAACCCUGAGCAUGAACGCCAUGGGCGGCCUCCACAUCGCCCGCUUCUGCGAGAAGGAUCUGCUCACCGCGAUUGACCGCGAGGCGGUGUUCGCGUACGCCGACGACCCGUGCAGCCCCAACUACCCGCUGAUGCAGAAGCUCAGGGCUGUGCUGAUCGAGCACGCUCUGGCCAACGGCGACGGCGAGCGCGCCCUGGAGACCUCCAUCUUCGCCAAGGUCGCGGAGUUCGAGCAGAACCUCCGCGCGGCGCUGCCCAAGGAGGUGGAGGCCGCACGCGCGUCCGUGGAGAACGGCACGCCGCUGGCGCCGAACCGGAUCAAGGACUGCCGCUCUUACCCGCUGUACCGGUUCGUGCGCGAGGAGCUCGGCACGGAGUACCUGACAGGGGAGAAGACGCGGUCGCCAGGGGAGGAGCUCAACAAGGUGCUCGUGGCCAUGAACCAGCGCAAGCACAUCGACCCGCUGCUCGAGUGCCUCAAGGAGUGGAACGGCGAGCCCCUGCCACUGUGCUGAUCGAGCUGAAGAAAAGGAAAAAAAGAAAAGAGACGUAUAUCAAACUGAAUAUACAGCAUUCCAUGGCAGUGAAGAGGAGGUUAAGUUCCUGAUACAUUUAGGUGAAGAUACUAUCUAUGUUUCUUUGUAGUUUAAAGUUGAUGUUAUUGUUGCUGUUUCACGCUGCUGCGAUGACAGCAGACAGCAGGCAGCUUCUCAAACUUGUGGUGUUGUAACUUGUACGAUGAUGGGGGAUUAAGUACAUUAUUUUGUUUCAUAAUAUAUACUCCGUGCUCUCGCCUUUCUUUCU